Thermothelomyces thermophilus ATCC 42464 is the source of this 3840-nucleotide messenger RNA. RefSeq lists its product as uncharacterized. Bases 1 to 3840 code for a protein of 1279 amino acids. Gene Ontology annotation, molecular function: protein binding. Gene Ontology annotation, cellular component: cytoplasm; nucleus. The transcript has 16 exons. The record is from RefSeq and is a predicted model, not a curated record. NCBI's taxonomy places the organism in Eukaryota, Fungi, Ascomycota, Sordariomycetes, Sordariales, Chaetomiaceae.
AUGAUCUCCGAGAGCCCUCCCGCGCUGCCCGUGUCCAUUGCGGGCCUCGUCAAACAUAUCGCCCAGCACCCGGACACAUCGAUGAUGGAGCUCCUAGAGCCGUAUCGCAAGUUUGAGGCGCAUCUCCGGCAGUUGUUUGCCCAGGAUCCCGACAACAAGUUGGUGAAGGACCCCUAUAUCCAAGUAUAUCAUGCCUCUUCCCCCUACGAUUCGGCGCCCGAAGAGUUCCAGCGCAACUCCAACAUCUUCUCCGAGUCGCCGCUCAGCGAACUGGACUGGAGCAACGUUGUUGCAGCAGGAUCGUCGGUAGUGAACACUCCUCUUUCCAUUCCGGAGGAGUACAGCCGCACCAAGCGUGGCCUGCGCGAGUUCGACCACGAGAAGUUCUGUCCCGCCUCCGACGUGGACCUGUUUGGACUCACCGAAGAGCAAGCUAUCGAGAAGAUCAAAGCCAUCGAGGCAGCUGUCCGCCGAUGCUGUCCUUACCGAGAUUACCGUCGUGAGGACCAAGCAGGCCAUCACCAUCAAGAUCCUGACCGGGUCGACAUCGACUUCUCAGCGGCCGCUUACGAUGGCAAGCAGGUCUACUGUACUCCGCGCGCCCUGCAGUCGUACAUGACCCAGAUCGACCAUAUCAAUCUGUCUCGCCGCUCUCCGUCGUACGAGAACCGCCUCUCCAAGUACAGUCACAGGGGCUUUGAGGUGUACUUCCCGGAACUUGACCGCUCAAGGAUCGAUGCAACGGUGUUCGAGCGGAGUUUUCGAGGAACGGUCGGGCUUGCUAGGCUCCUGGUUCCCGAGCAGCUUCCUACUCAGGAGGUGAGAGACGCCUACCAGUCCGGACGCCGCCUGGAGAGAGACCGACCUCCCCUGAAUCAUCACCGCCGCCAGAUUCCGGCCCUCCGAGGCGAUAUCAAACGGGGCCACGAGGACGAAGUAGCAGAUUGGUUCACCGAAGAAGACAUCUCCGAUUAUCGCACGUUCACUAUGCCAUACGGCCCUCGAUUCAAUGCUAAACGAAUCGAGACACUCUGUUACACCAGGGACCUUUUACUCAAUGCCGAGUGGAACCAGCACAAUGGGAGAGAGGUGUAUCUCCACCGUCACCCGGCUUUUUUCGUUCGUGUUGAAGACGUGAUUGACGACUGUUGUGGACAUUGCCCCGUUCCCAAAACGGCGGAGGAGAAGGAAGUUGCGCAACAGGAUGAGAAAGUGUUCGUCUCGGAUAAAAUCACGUUCAUGAAGGACGACCCUGGAAGAGACCGCUUACCUCGAGAACAGCAAAUCGUCGGGCCACGAGAUCUGGAAAUUGUCAAGAUCCUACUGCACAAGAGUGCCGCCAACGAGGCUGAGUAUGAAGAGAAGAAACUCCAGCGACGCAGGCAAGAAGAUCCCAAGGAUACCGAUCGUGGCGAGACCGAGGGCAAAGUAACCGAAGGUGGCGACGAAUCCGACGGCGAACCCGUAGACGGCUCUGAUUCCGAGGCGGGGGGCAAAAGCAUGGCGACCGGUUCAUUUGUCAAGGUCAAGAGGGAGGAAGCCGCUCCGCUUGACGACGCCGCGGGCGAUGAUAACAAAGACGAGCCUGACUUUUAUGACAUCAAUGUCACUGCCUGGGACACGCCCUGCUCGGCCCUUCACCUCGCCGUGGUGAAUGGUCAUAUGCACGUGGUUCGAGCCCUGGUCCAGGAAUACGGCGCCGACGUUCUCUUGCCGGUCAAAUUUGACGAGAAGGACGCACUUCUCACCUUGGUGCUCGCCCUGGCCCUGCCUGUGGAAAAGGCGAAGGAGAUGACAAGACUCUGGUCAGCCUCGGGGCCCCUUCAGCUCAAGCGGCCGACGGCGAUCAAUCAUCUCGGCUUUUCCAACGGGUGGUCCUGCGAUAGCCCGCUGCAGGCUGCUGUCAGGAACGGGAACCUAGGUCUGGUCGUCAAAUUACUUGAUCAAGGUGCUGCCCCUCAGAUCGAUUUCGAGAAAUGGCUGAAGUCGGCGAAGCAGUCAAGCACCAUGACAAACCAGUUGCGCACUUUGCCGGACAAGGAAAUGACGUUCAAGAGGAUGGUAGAACAGCCUCUGAUGCUCGCACUGAAGAGCUCUAGGCCUGACAUGGCGAUUGAACUCUUGGAGCGUGGAGCAGACCCCAACGUGAUCCUGAAGGAUAUGCAGUAUUACUUGAGCAAGGGCUUCGGAGGCCCAGGGGUCGACGGCCGGUGCCCCUUGGAUCUCGUCGAUCACUGCCUCCAGACUCUCCGCAAAUACCAGAAAGAAUCUGCCCGAGUAUCAACUCGCCCGACCCUGCCUGAAGGAAUAGACGCCUACCUCAACCAGUUUGAAGAGGGAACCUACCAGCACUGGGUUGUGUCGGGGGAUAUCGAGCGGCGCCGCAAGUUCCACGAGCAAAACCUCAAGGAGUACGAGAAGGAGCAAAGCCUACCCGAUGUGCCCUCGGAAUUGAGAGAAAAGAGGCUGCCGUUGCGGAAGCGAUCGCGAAGCUGGAAAAGAUCAAGGAAACGAAGCUCCGUCGCGCAAGCGCUCGAUGCUGAAGAUGAAGUUUCCGGCUUCUACUCGUUUCCCAUUGAUGAUUUCAAGGUCGCCAUUGAGGGAGGCUACGUAAAGCUGUUCGGCGAAAUCAUCCGCCGCACAGGGGCCGGAUUACCCCUGGAGAGCAUGGGAUCGACAGUUUACGGAAAGAAGAGAAAAGAUUGGGCUGAAGCUGGCCGGGGGGGCAUCAGCAGUUCGGCCGGCACGCAGACUUCGCCCCUUCUCAUCGCCGUGUUUGCUGGCCAGAUUGAGACGGUUGAGUGGUUCCUCAGCGACACCCCCCAAAGGCACUAUCUUGCCUUUGCCAACUCCAAAGGAGCCCGGGAUGACGCAAGGCUGAAGCAUCUUGCUCAGGCUCCGGGGGGAUUCGAGGGUGCGAUUUCUAGGUGGCUUAGCGACCAAAUCCUCCAUGCCGCCAUCUACGCCCUGCCGAGCAAACGGGCCAGUUGGUUGCUUACCUGGGCAGCAAAUGGCGUCGCACCUCUUCUGCUUGCCUCCCGCCUGGGCUGGUUGGAUGCCGCGAGAAUCCUCAUCGAAGCUGGAGCAGAUCAGCGGACCAAGGAUCAUGGGCGAAACAAUCUGCUUCACGGGGCGGACCCUGCCAUCAUCCGUGCCGUCGUCGACUUCGACCCCAGCUUGCUGUGGAUCGAACACGCGGUCGGCCGCACACCCGCCGAAGUCGCCCACGAUUGCUACCUUGCCGAUUUCGUGAAGAAGUCCAAAAAUUGGACAUGCGAAGGACCCGGCAAGCCGGUGACGUGGCUGGCGACGGCGUCGCCCUUCGAACUCAUCAAACCGAAGGUCUGCGACGAGCCCAGGGAACACGAGACGGCAACGAACGUCGCCAAGAACUGGCGCUUCUGCGCCGAGGUCCUGGCGCGCAACGGCCAGCCCAGGCGCACGCUGGUCGGCCUCGGCUCGGCCAACCUGGUCGCCAAGCGGCUCGGCCGGAGACACGUCCAUGACCGUUACAACUUCCGGUUCGUGGAGAAGGAGCAGGAUGAGGCGGUCGCCUCGGAGCCGGCCGAGUCCAAGGAUGAUGCUAGCGAUGGCAGCGACCGCGGUGCGGCGCCAAGCACAGAGGAGGCCACCAGGCCCGCCGGACUCGCCACGGAGGAGAAGACCGGGCGCCGCCGCCGCCGGCGGACGGACGAGAUAACCCAGAGGUACGACAGCAGGCAUCACGCCUGGUUGCGCCCCGAGGGAGAGAAGGAGGAGAAGGAGAAGGGGAACGAUGACGGCAGGGAGAGCGACAGCAGCGCAUGCGACAAGACUGCCGAUGACGAGCAAGAGGGAUGA